Messenger RNA from Entelurus aequoreus (snake pipefish), 1454 nucleotides. RefSeq names its product MORC family CW-type zinc finger 3b (gene morc3b). Lineage: Eukaryota; Metazoa; Chordata; Actinopteri; Syngnathiformes; Syngnathidae. The record is from RefSeq and is a predicted model, not a curated record. The transcript is spliced from 4 exons. The coding region runs from base 303 to 686 and encodes 127 amino acids. Gene Ontology annotation, molecular function: ATP hydrolysis activity. Gene Ontology annotation, cellular component: nucleus; nucleoplasm.
GUUGCAGCUGUUUGCUGGAAGCUACUAGCUGUAUGCUGCGGACUGUUUGCAACUUGCUGUUUCCUGUUUGCUGCUUCCUGUUCACCUGUUUUCCUGGUAUCCUGUUUCCUGUCUCCUAGUUCCUGGUUUGUGUUUUUCCUGCAUAUUUGGACAUUAAAUCAUGUUUUUCCUGCACCAAGCCUGCCAUCUCUGCAUCUCGGGACAAUGCAUCAGAUCCUGGGGUAUCCGCAAAGCAAGUGUGGGUGGACAUUUGCACGGAGAGCAGCCAGUUGUGUUUAACAAUCACUGAUAAUGGCAGUGGCAUGACACCCAACAAGUUGCACAAGAUGCUCAGUUUUGGAUUUACCGACAAAGGCUCAAGUAAGAAUCAGGCAAUCGGCAUCUACGGCAACGGUUUCAAGUCAGGCUCCACGCGUCUUGGCAGCGAUGCCCUCAUCUUCACCAAAAAUGGAGGCUGCCAAUCGGUGGGCAUGCUCUCUCAGACCUACCUGCAGAGCAUCAAGUCCCAGGCCGUGGUCGUCCCCAUCGUCCCCUUCAGCCAACACACUAGGUCGCUGGUGGUGACCGAGGACUCUGAGGCUAGCCUGGCAGCCAUCCUGCAGCAUUCCAUCAUCUCCUCCUUGGAGAACAUCCAUGCACAUUUUGACUCCAUUCACUCCAAAAAGGGCACCAAAAUAUUAAUCUAGAAUAUUCGCAGGUAAAGUACAAAGCACUCCAAGCAAAGUCCACUUUUUGGACACAAUGUUGGUGACCUCUGACAAACUGAUACAGCUGCUUUCCAUAAUGCGGUGGUGCAUGUUUUGACGAAUGUUCACCUUUUUAUGUCAGGAGGAGGAACAUUACACUACAAACUGUUCUCAUUAUUUACUAUGACUAUUGUUAGAAGUACAGGAAGCAGGAAGUACCGUAGUUCCAAAGCCUUUAGUAACCAAAUAUGCGCUUUGUAUGUUCUUCCACAGCUCUUGAUUUUUCAGUUGAAUUCUAUCAAUGAUUGGGUGUAUUGUUUUAUCUCCGUUCUGCUGCUGCUGGGGCAAACAUCAGUGUGUGAUUGGCAGUUUAGCCCGCUGCUACUUCAACAUACACACAUUGCCUUGGUAGUGGACCUCCGAUGAAGGACAUUUCCCCGCAGAGGCUAUCUCUGUUUGCUUGCUCUGGGUUCGAUGUGUUCGCAAAGCCCUUAGGGCAAACUGGAUAAGCUAGCAACUAAACUUCUGCGUAGAGGAUUAAGUGAGCAAAACAAGGAGCAUGUCUGUCUUCAUGAAUAGGUGGAAUAUAUGCUGUUUGAUCAGAACACCCACAAUACUGGUAGGGAAAAAAUGCAGAUGUAAUCAUUUAGCAUUUUCAGUGUUUUUUAUCAAGACUGCAAUUGUUCUGUGGCUGCUGUUUUGCAUCUUUAUUUAGUACGUCUGGAAAGGACAUGCAAACUGCAGUAAGAAGGGUGUGUGUCAACAUGU